Neltuma alba is the source of this 960-nucleotide messenger RNA. RefSeq names its product tetraketide alpha-pyrone reductase 2-like. The transcript has 5 exons. Gene Ontology annotation, molecular function: oxidoreductase activity, acting on the CH-OH group of donors, NAD or NADP as acceptor. Lineage: Eukaryota; Viridiplantae; Streptophyta; Magnoliopsida; Fabales; Fabaceae. The coding region runs from base 1 to 960 and encodes 319 amino acids. The record is from RefSeq and is a predicted model, not a curated record.
AUGCCUGAAUACUGCGUCACUGGGGGUUCUGGUUUCAUAGCUUCAUACAUUGUGAAGGCUUUAUUAGACAAGGGCCACACUGUGAGGACGACCGUGAGAGAUCCAGAGGAUGGGGAGAAGGUUGGGUUUUUAUGGGAACUGAGAGGAGCCAAAGAGAGGCUGAAGAUGUUGAAAGCUGAUCUGAGAGAAGAAGGAAGCUUCGAUGAGGCUGUCCAAGGUGUUGACGGCGUCUUCCAUACAGCUGCGCCUGUCAUCGUCAACCACCACGACGACGUUCAGAAAACGUUAAUAGAUCCGACGGUGAAUGGAGCUGUGAAUGUGCUGAAGUCGUGCGAAAGAGCAAAUGUGAGAAGAGUGGUCAUGACGUCUUCGUGUUCAGCCAUAAGAUAUCGAGACGACGCACAGCAAGUUUCUCCUCUGAAUGAAUCACACUGGAGUGAUCUGGAAUACUGCAAGCGUCACAACCUAUGGUACGCAUAUGCAAAGACAUUAGCAGAAAGAGAGGCAUGGAAGGUGGCAGGAGAAAGUGGGAUAGAUCUGGUGGUGGUGAAUCCAUCGUUCGUGAUUGGUCCUCUUCUGGCGCCCCAGCCUAGCAGUACAUUACUCAUAUUGCUCAGCACGAUCACAGGGCGGAGAGGAGAGUAUCCAAACCAAGCAAUAGGAUUUGUGCACAUAGACGAUGUUGUGUCAGCUCACUUGAUAGCAAUGCAAGAACCAAAGGCAAGUGGCAGACUUGUGUGUUCAGGUCCUGUAGCUCACUGGUCCAACAUCAUCCACAUGCUUCGUGCCACCUAUCCUUCCUACCCUUAUGAACAAACGUGCAGCAAUCAGGAAGGGGACAACAUACCACAUGGUAUGGACACAACUAAGAUUGCUGCUUUAGGGCUUACCACAUUCAAAAGCCUCCAAGAUAUGUUCACUGACUGUAUCAACAGCUUCCAACACAAGGGCUUUCUCUGA